Messenger RNA from Pungitius pungitius (ninespine stickleback), 2908 nucleotides. RefSeq names its product UTP6 small subunit processome component (gene utp6). Gene Ontology annotation, molecular function: protein binding; snoRNA binding. Lineage: Eukaryota; Metazoa; Chordata; Actinopteri; Perciformes; Gasterosteidae. The transcript is spliced from 19 exons. Gene Ontology annotation, biological process: maturation of SSU-rRNA from tricistronic rRNA transcript (SSU-rRNA, 5.8S rRNA, LSU-rRNA). Bases 738 to 2525 code for a protein of 595 amino acids. Gene Ontology annotation, cellular component: small-subunit processome; Pwp2p-containing subcomplex of 90S preribosome. The record is from RefSeq and is a predicted model, not a curated record.
UGUGGGUCCCAGCCCCAGUUGGAGUCGAUGGCAAUGAUAAGGCAUAUAAAGGCUUUGAAGAGAGAAAGAUAUUGUUAAUUUAAACAUAAGUAAGUCAAAACCUAAAGUGGUGAUUAAGCAACAAAUAGAUAUGGCAGAAUAAUUAUGAAAAAAGGAAUCAAAGGAAGAUAUCUAUCGAAGCAGAAAAGGGGAGUUUAGGGGAGAAGACUAAGGAAUGGCCACGCUGGUCUUAAUAGUUCCCCUUUAUGGUGUAAGAAAACAUAAUGAUGGACAGUGUGAAUUCUGUGAAGAAGAAGAAACCGUGGACCAUGUUUUAUUGUUCUCUUUGAGGUACGAGCCAGUGACAGAAAUUAAAAGGUGGACCGGAGAGGGAAAUAUUAUUAAUGUAUAAAAUAAAAUAAUAUAUAAAAUAAAUAAUAAUUUAUUUUGCGUAAAAGCCCACAUUCACAUUAGCGGGAGGCAGUAAUGCGCCCGAAAGCUGUUUGCCCAGCGCCAUUAAAAGUAAAAGAAGAAGAAGAAAAAGAGCGAAAAAAGAAGUAGAAGAAGACGUUCGAUCGUGUUUCCCGACGGAGCCAUUUGCAGACGGAACCGGAAACGCGGCCAAUCAAAACUUCCUCACACACACGUGAAGGAGAGAUUCCAUGCUUGCAGUCGCAUCGUAAUUAAAGGUGCGUCCCUACACCUAGAAUCAGAGAAGAAACAGUCGGACCUGAACCCGUAACCGCUUCGUCGUCAAGAUGGCGGAGAUCGUUCAGCACCGGAUCGAGGAGCGGAUCCCCGAGUUGGAGCAGCUGGAGCGAGUGGGACUGUUCACCAAGAAAGAAGUCAAAUCCAUAAUCAAGAGAGCAACGGCUCUGGAGUACAAGCUUCACAGGUUGAUCGUAAACAAGGAUGACUUCGUCGCAUACAUUCAGUAUGAAAUCAACGUUUUGGAGUUGAUCAAGAAGAGAAGAGCGCACAUUCACUACCAGUUCAAAAGAGAGGAGAUUGAGUUCCCCAUCAUCCAUAGAAUAAACAGCGUCUUCAGAAGAGCGACAAACAAGUGGAAGGCCGACGUGCAGCUUUGGCUCUCGCACAUUGCUUUCUGUAAGAAAUGGGCCACCAAAGGCCAAAUCAGCAAGGUGUUCUCGUCCAUGCUCGCCAUACACCCCGACAAACCAGCCCUGUGGAUCCUGGCAGCCAAGAGUGAGCUGGAGGAUAGAAACUCCUCUGAAAGCGCCAGACACUUAUUUCUGAGGGCUCUGCGCUUCCAUCCCAAAGACAAGAAGGUCUACCUGGAGUACUUUCGUAUGGAGCUGCUGCAUUGCGAGAAACUGAGGAAGCAGAAGCAAGAGCUGGAGAAAGCGGAGAUGGACCUGGGUGAAUACGAGUUUUCUCCGGAGAUCCUCAGUGGCAAACUGGCUGAGGUUGUGUACAGAGAUGCUACAGGGAAAAUCAAAGAAGCAGAGUUCGUCAUCUCACUUCUGAACAUAGCCGCUAUCUUCGACUUCACCAAAGAACUCCAGGACUUCAUCCUGCAAGAUUUACAGACCAACUACACCGCAGACAGCCUGACGUGGGAUUUCAUGGCUAAGAGGGAGCUGGAGGCCGUGGGGGCCGGAGAGGAGCUGCCGACGGCCAAAGGCCGAGCCUCAGAUAUCAACCGGCGAGAGGAGCGGUGCUGCCAGGUCUACGAGGAGGGGGUCAAGAGCCUGGACAGCGAGCCCAUGUGGUCUUCCUAUGUGACCUUCUGCUUGGAAAGGCUGAAGAGAAAGACCAACGUCGAAGAGCUGAAGGAAAAGAGGCAGCAGAGGCUGCUGGGAGUGCUGCAGCGUGCCCACGACUCCUCACUACUGAAAGAAGCUUAUUACAAGAACUGGUUGCAGAUGCUGCUCUCCGCGGGAGAUGCCGAGGGAGCGGCCAGCGUUGCCAUGGCAGCCGCGCAGCGCCACAGCCAGUCGGUGUCGGUGUGGAGCCUGAGUCUGCAGACGCUGAUGCAGCUGGGGAGUGGAGACGUGGGCCGCCUAUUCCAGGAGGCUCUGACACUCGUCAAUCCCAAGGAGAGUCUCCCGCUGUGGCAGCUGCAGGUCCAGUGGAGCGUGGCCAACCAGAGUCCCGAGGAGACGGACAACGUCUUCAAGAGAGGCCUGCUGUCUGCAGUUGCGGCGGUUUCCAUGGAGAUGAAAGAGAGCUACCUCGAUUGGUCGUACUCCACUGGAGGCUACAAGAAAGCAAGGAAGACCUUUACGAGCUUACAAGAAAACCGCCCCUUGUCCAAGGCCUUCUUCACCAGAAUGAUUGAGAUCGAGAAGCAACAAGAGACUCCCAAGAUGAACAGUCUGAGGGACUACUACGAGAGAGCCCUGCAGGAGUUCGGUACCUCGGAUGAUGAUCUGUGGCUGCAGUACAUCCAGGAGGAGCUGGGGCCCCUCGGACAGCCGGAGAACUGCAGCAAGAUCCACUGGAGAGCCAUGAAGUUCCUGGAGGGGGAGAGCGUGGAGAGCUUCACUUUCAAGUACACGCUGUUUCAGACCGGACACUUGUGAGGCUCAGAAUCUGUGGAGAAGCUCAUCAGGCGGUCCUGCGGUUUGCUUUCUACUGGACAAUUGCAGUAUUUAAAUUUCAAAAGUUUCCUGUCCUUUUAAAAUUAAAAUAAGUGCUGUUCUUGAUUGAGGUGCUUCUGAUACCUGCAGCUUCUUAAAGCAGCCGUAUUGUACAUUGUACAGUUGUAAGUCACAACUUUCCAGUUUCAUUUACAGCCGUUGGUGGUGCAUUUGAGACUUGACUGUUCCUGGUCACAUGUUGUGUUGUAAGGAUGUGCAGUUUCAUAUGAAUUCAACCUUGAUUUGACUCUUUGAGAUGACAAUAUUAAAACAGUCUUUUAUUCUGAGUGUUUCUUCAUUUUGGUCCCUCUGAGACAAUGGCAUUA